This is a messenger RNA of Selaginella moellendorffii, 1227 nucleotides long. Its product is annotated as putative pentatricopeptide repeat-containing protein At3g13770, mitochondrial. Gene Ontology annotation, biological process: RNA modification. The transcript has a single exon. Lineage: Eukaryota; Viridiplantae; Streptophyta; Lycopodiopsida; Selaginellales; Selaginellaceae. The record is from RefSeq and is a predicted model, not a curated record. The coding region runs from base 1 to 1227 and encodes 408 amino acids. Gene Ontology annotation, molecular function: protein binding; RNA binding.
AUGUACUUGAAGUGUGGGAGUUUGGCCGACGCUCGGAAAGUUUUUGAUGGGAUGACGCCUCAGGAUCCCGUCUCUUGGAACGCUUUGAUCCUGGGAUAUGUCACAAACGGGGAAGCAGGAGAGGCCUUGAGUAUCUUCGAGACGAACAGCAGGUGCGUUCCAACCUCUCGAACGUUUUGUGCGGCACUCAAGGCUUGCAGCAGUCUAGCAGGGAAGACAGAUGGGGAUGGAAGGCUCGUGAAAGUAGAGGAGGCACUCGAGAAAGCCGUGGGGAUUCACGCUCGGGCGGCCAGCUUUGAAUUCGACUCGGACACUUUUCUAGCCAGCGCGCUCGUCAGCUUCUACGCCAAGUGUGGAAGCAUCCGGGACGCCUGGAAGGUGUUCCAAAAGGUGCGCCUUCAUGACGCGGUGUCCUGGACUGUGAUGAUACUCGGGCUCGCCGAAAGUGGUCAGGGGGAGCUUUCUCUGCAACUCUUCCAUCGAAUGCGAGCACAGGGAUACAGACCCGACGCGCCAACUUUCGUGGCUGCUCUCAAAGGUAGCAGCAGCGUGGGAGCCUUGGAGCCUCUGCAGGGAAUUCACGCAGAUAUCUCCAGGUGUGGACUCGAGGACGAUCCCGUUGUCGCGAACGGCGUCGUCGAUGGCUAUGGCAAAGCCGGGGACGCAGCGAAGGCACAGCAGGUCUUCGAGUCCCUGGAGAAACCAGACGCGGUUGCCUGGACGUCCGUGAUAGCAGCACACAGCCGCAACGGGGACACGCGAAUGGUUUUCAAGCUCUUCGACGAGAUGCAAGACGAAGGCUUGCAACCAGAUGGGAUCGCACUUCUUUGCCUGCUCACGGCGUGCAGCCAUGGCGGGCUUGUCCGCCAAGCGAAGUGCUACUUCAAGGAGAUGGAGGCGAAGUAUGGAGUUCGUCCCGGGGCCGAGCACUACCACUGCAUGGUGGACGCUCUCGGCCGCGCAAACGAGCUGGAGGAAGCGGUGGAGAUGGUGGAAGCCAUGCCUUGCGAGGCGAGUGGUGUUGCUUGGAGAACGGUGCUGGGCGCUUGCAAGAAGUGGAAGAAUGCAGCGGUCGGCAGGCUUGCUUUCGAUCGGCUGGUUGAAGUGGAGGCGAGGCACGAGGCGGGGUAUUUGUUGAUGGAGGCGAUCUACGCGAGCAGUGGCAUGAGGGAGGAGCAAGCUCAGGAGUUGAGAAGGAAGAACAUACCAAAGAAUAUCCAGCUCUAG